AUGGUAUUUAGUUCAGAUGCUUGCGAAAGAGAUGGUGACACCCAAGAUACUGAACUGCAAGAUGAACUUGAGCCACCAUAUACUGUACAUUUAAUGGAUAACUUUGUUCCUGGUUCAGAGUCUGAUGAAUCUGAGAUAAUACCUUUCCAGGAGGUUGAAAAUUUUAGGUUAGGAAAUGCUGACUCUACCACAGGAGGAGAGGAGAAUGAAGGUAUGAAAUGGAAUCUUAGUUUUCAAGUCAGAUUUGCAUUUUUUAUGUUAUUUUUUAGUAAACAUAAAGAUGAAAAGGAAAUUGCUCAGUUGCCAGCCCCAUCAAAAAUAAAGAAAAACACUCAGAUAGACAGAGAACGAACUUUGGAUGCACUCAGGAAUGAAGGUGACUUUCUGUAUAACAUUGAAGUACUCAAAAAUCCAUGUGACAGAAGGGAACUCAUAGUUUCUCGAAGACCAGAAAAAGGAGUGCAUGUAAAAGCAGACUACCUUCCCUGCAAACAUUGUCUAAGGUUCUAUGUAAAAGGCGAUCUUUGGAGACAUGGGCAAAGGUGCAAGUUUUCACCGGAUCCUCUUUGUUCAGAAACAGUUACCUUAAAUGAAGAAGUUAAGGUACAGAGUAAGAUGGUAGCUUCGGGAAUGCGAAUACUCUAUGGGGCAGGAGUCAGAUUAGCAAAGGAGAAUGGGCAAGAUACAGAAAGAGAAGAGUUCUAUGUUCACGUGUUACAAGCACUGCAAGAUGAUGCGAUUGGAAAGCGGGUCAAAAAUUAUUCUGGCAUCUUAAUGUUUGGCAGGACGCAAUUUGAAAGACUUGGCCGAAGAAGAGCUGGGGAAGUCAGAUACAGGAUGCGACUUCUAGAAAGAAUCAAAGAAGAAUUAAGAUCAAUCUGCAAUGAUGACAGCACUGAAUUGUCAAAUUUUUUAGCACCUGAUAAAUUUGAUGCUUUGGUUGAAGCAGUACGUAGGACAGUGGGUGUCAGUGAUGAGAGAAGUCUUAAUGGCGUUAUAAUGUUCUCAAAACCAGAAUUAGCAAAGAAAACUGGACAAUUGAUUAGUAAGUUCGCAGAAAUGAUCGAAGGAAGACUGGUUGUGGAUAGAGACAUGGAAAGAAGGAAAGAUGUCGCAGACUUUUAAUACUUGUACUCGAAACAGUGGUCAACUAAAAUUGGAAGUAUAGCACACCAAACUUCAGUGGAAAGAAGGUUCAACAAAAAACAGCUUUUACCCCUCACUGAAGAUUUAGUGAAAUUACAAACUUUCUUAGACAAAAAGAUGAAAGACGCUGAGAAAGAUUUGUUGAGUGAACCAGGAAAGCAAAAUUGGCGAGCAUUUGCAAAUUAUUUACUAACAAAAAUUACUCUGUUCAACUUUAGACGUGGAAAUGAGUGUGCAGCAAUGCAAGUUACUAAGUAUCUAGAAAGAGCAGAUUGGAGGACUGGAAACACCGAAAUUUACAACUCCCUCAACAAAUUAGAGUGUGAAUUGGCUAAAAAGUAUGUAACAUUUUGGCUUAUAUUUUGUACUUAUUUUUUUUCCCUUUAAGCAUUGAAAUAUUAGGGGUGUAACAAUUAAAUAGUAUAUUGUUUAAUUUAAUUUCAAUAUGGUUCACAAUAUACGAUGAUAUGAACAAACUGUACUGAAUGGUACAGUAUUGUUUAUACCCAAUCUCAAGUGGAUUAAUUCUAUUAUUUAUAGAAUUGAAACAAAAUGGUUACAGUUGAGUUUGUGUCAUAAAUAUAGAAAUAUUUUGGCUUAGAUAUUGGAAGUGAGAUUCAGUCAGAAAUGUUCAAAUUUUGAUUUUCUAUAUAGGAAAUAUUUCCUUUGUAAAUUGCCAACGAGCAUUUUUAGCUCACCUGUCACAAAGUGACAGGGUGAGCUUUUGUGAUCGCUUUUCGUCCGGCGUCCGUCCGGUGUCCGUCUGUCCGUAAACUUUUACUUUAAAUGACAUCUCCUCAUAAACCACUAAGCCAAUUUCAUCCAAACUUCACAGGAAUGUUCCUUUGGUGGUCACCUUUAAAAAUUGUUCAAAGAAUUUAAUUCAAUGCAGAACUCUGGUUGCCAUGGCAACCGAAAGAAAAAACUUUAAAUAUCUUCUUUUAAAAAACCAUAAGAGCUAGAGCUUAGAUAUAUGGCAUGAAACAUCUUCUAGUGAGUGUCUACCAAGUUUGUUCAAAUAAAAGCCCUGGGGUCAAAAUUGGCCCCGCCCCGGGGGGUCAUUGAUUUUCCCUAUAUGCAUAUAGUAAAAACUUAAAAAAAACUUCUUUUAAAGAACCCAAAGAGCUAGAACUAAGAUAUUUAGCAUCAAACAUGUUCUAAUGGGUGUCUACCAAGUUUGUUCAAAUAAAAGCCCUGGGGUCAAAAUUGGCCCCGCCCCGGGGGGUCAUUGAUUUUCCCUAUAUGCAUAU
This is a messenger RNA of Ruditapes philippinarum (Manila clam), 2396 nucleotides long. RefSeq lists its product as uncharacterized. NCBI's taxonomy places the organism in Eukaryota, Metazoa, Mollusca, Bivalvia, Venerida, Veneridae. The transcript is spliced from 5 exons. The record is from RefSeq and is a predicted model, not a curated record. Bases 1 to 1125 code for a protein of 374 amino acids.